Molecule: messenger RNA, 2637 nt
Organism: Rotaria socialis
Lineage: Eukaryota; Metazoa; Rotifera; Eurotatoria; Philodinida; Philodinidae
Source: the annotation of a GenBank genome assembly
AUGAAAAUUCUAAUUCUUAUUUUCUAUCUAAUUAAAUUAUCAAUAUCAAUAAGCCUACAAUUCUCUAAUUCAUUACAGCGUUUCGUUUAUGAUGAUGUAACUGAUACUAUUAUUCUAGCAUCUGUUAAUCAUAUAUAUUCGUUAAAUGGAAGCAAUCUAUCAAUUCUAUCGGAUAUUGAUACAUCAUUAUCGUCAUCAAAAAUAGAUCAAGAUUGUUCAAUUAAGAAUAAAAGUUCUUUAUCAAAAUCUCUUUAUUAUUUUUCUACAUCAUCAUAUUUAACUCCAUCAAUAAAUAACACAUUUAAUCAAUUACUUCUAUUGACGAAUAAUGGAACAAUAUUAAUAUGUUCAACAUCAAAUCGUGGUCGUUCAUGUCAAUUACGAUCAUUAAUUAAUCUUGAUUUUAUGAAAAAUUCUUCUCAACGUGUUGUUUCAUCAUCUCCGUUUCUUCCAUCCGUUGGUUUAAUUAAUAAAAAUAAUCAAAUAUUAUACAUAUCAAAUACAUAUGAUUCCGUAUGUGAUCCAUUUUACGAAAUUCCAACAAUAAGCGGUCGUCAUCUCGUUGAUAAUGAUUUUUUAUCCAUAAUUAAUUUAAAUUCUGGUCAAUCGGCAUUACAGCAAUCAACGUAUACAUUACGUUUACUAAAUAUACGAUUAAUAAGAGACUUUUUUCUUUAUUAUUUGUAUGCAUUUGAGUAUAAACAUUUUUCAUACUUUUUAACUAUUCAACAAUCAGAUAUUCAUCACACACGAAAACAUAAAUUACAGACAAAAAUUCUACGCUUUUGCCAAACUUUAAAACAACCAAUUAUUAAAAGUUAUGUUGAAUUACCUUUAACAUGUGGAAAAGAUUAUCAUUAUUUAGUUAGAGCAAAAUUUUCAAACGAAAAAAAGAUUUUAUAUGGCUUAUUUCGUAAUACGACAUCAGCUAAUUCGUCGAGUACAUCGCAUGCUAUAUGUUCAUAUUCGAUUGAUACUAUACAAGAAGCAUUUUUUCAAACAAUAAAACGUUGUCUUGUUGAUGGAAAAGGUCAUCGGGGUUUAGAUUUCAUUAGUCCAGAUACACAUUGUAUACCAAGCAACAAUUUAAAUCAAAUGAAUCAUGACUAUUGUCCUGAUGAAAAUGAUAGGUUUUUUCAAUAUCCUAUUGGUGGCCAUCGAUCCAUAGAACAAAUCGAACCGAUUAUCGAACUCUAUGAUCGAGUAAAUUUUACAGCUAUUGAAAUAGGUUCAAAUGAAAAAGAUACGAUUAUUCUUAUUGGAGAUGAUAAUGGAACCGUACAUACAUUUCAAACAUCGAACACAAAUGAAACUUAUAAACAGAGUUUUCAAUCAAAGAUAAUCGUUGAUUUAAAAUUAAUUAAUACAAUACCAACAUUGAAAGAUGCUAAACUUAUCGUAUUGACUGAGAAUCUGAUAAUUAAACAAAAUUUAAGUACAUGCGAACAGUAUACAACAUGUAAUGAAUGUUCAACAAUUCCACGUUGUCAUUGGUGUUCUAGAGAAAACAGAUGUACAGCUACAUUUGAAUGUGAAUAUGAAAAUCAGAGAACCAAUCGUAUUAAUAUGUGUGCAUAUAUUGAGCAAGUUAUUCCACAAACAAUUUCAUUGAACUUAUUGAACAUUGAAUUACAAGUUAAGUUCAAUGUUCCAUUGCGAAGUGAUACCGAUGAAUAUAUGUGCCGAUUUACUUUUAAAAAUGGUGAACAAUUGUAUCGUACAAAUGCAAGUCUUAAUCAUAAUAUAGUGAAAUGUUUUCCACCUGUAUUAAACAAUAUCAAUCAAGCUAUUUAUAAUGUUGUUUUAUCAAUUGAACACGUAAAAAGAAAUGUAACAUUCGGGUCGUCUAGUUUGAUAUUUUUAAAUUGUUCAAAUGUCAAGUCAUGUUCAUCAUGUGCAUUAUAUUCAAAUUUAUGUUUAUGGAAUCGCGAAACAGUUAAAUGUAUUUUUCAACAAAAUGAUCGAUUUCUAUUAUCAGAUAAUCAGUCUCUUUCUAUAAAUUCUCAGCAAUGUCCAUUUAUAUAUUUACAACAAUCUAGAAAUCGUCUAGCUUAUCAUGUUGAUAAAACAUUUAUUGUUCAUAUUGAGCAAUGCAAUCAAUCAGUGAAUAUUAGUUCUUGUUAUUUAUAUGAUCAUCGAAAACGUUUUUCAUUGUUUGAAUCAAAUCCAGUAUUAAUUCGAUCAGUCAAUGAAAAUAAUUUAUGUUUAUUAAUAUGUUCAUUUCAAUGGUCGAAUUCUAAAAAUUUCAAUCAAAUAUCAUUUCAUCGACCUUUAAAUCUUUACCUAUCAAUUCAGUUUUCAAAUAAAACCAUAUCUAUGAUACCACACACACCUAUUUCAUUAUAUCAUUGUGAACAUAUGGCAUUAAAUUGUACAUCAUGCUUACAACUUGAUCCAUCGUAUGAAUGCACUUGGUGUAAUAAUAUGUGUAUGUUUAAAAAUCAAUCACGAACAUGUUCAACUAAUUCAGAAUGUUUAAUGCCAAUUAUUCAUACCAUUGAACCAUUAAUUUUACCAAUGAAUGGUGGAACAUUAGUGACAAUGAAAGGCAAAUAUUUUGAUUUAUUUGGUUUAUCGAUUCAAAUAGCAGAUGUACCUUGUCAAUUGAUUGAACAAGAAAGUUCGACGAAUAAGUAA